UGUUCGUGCGGAUGGAAAGAUGGAGAGAUGAAACUAAAGGCAACAAUAACAUUAAACGAUGUCUGGAUCGCUUUGAUUUGCAUCCGAUCGGUUCGGUAGGCAUUGUCGAUUGUUCAACGCUCCGGGCCGUAUGUAAUUCUUCUGGUUCUGGUUCUGGUUCUGGUUUUGACGCGCGUUCUUUAGUCCAGUUAGCUGGCAUCCAUCUGCCCCUAUAUCCUGUCCCAAAGAUAAUACACAGUGAAUCGACGAACUCAAUGGCCACCGUCCAUCAUCCAGCGCAUUCAGUGCGCUCCGCAGCAGCAGCCGCUGCGCUGGCCGUGCACAUACCAAGCGUCACGGACUCGCUGGAGCGUGGCAAGAGCAGGACAAGUCUGGCGUCCAUGUCGGACGAGGAAAUUAUACAACAGAAUCUCAAGGAAAUACUAGAUAUCAAAUCGCGCGAAGAACGUAAAGCCAAUGGACGUCUUGUGGCCGUGAUUGUUGCCUUUCUAGUGAUCUUUAUGGCUGUGUACCAUGCCUGGAUACGCAAGACAGCGGCAUUGGCUGGGAUGCUGGUACCGGCGGGCAUUAUGCUGUCCUAUGGCGCUUGGGUGGUUGUCCUGGCUAAGCGCGAUAAGCACAAGCGCGCCAUGUUUGAGCGGCAUAUUGAGGAGGUGGCUCUGAAAAACAAAAGCGAGCUGGAGGAGAAGCAUUCCCGGAUGAAGCAUGCCAAGGCCGGCAAUCAGAGCGGUGGCAGCAGUAGCGCCUCUAGCAGUCUGCAGUAUACCAACGAGCUAGCAACGGGAGCCAAGCAUCGAAAUAGGCAGCGGCGACAUAGACAGCGUCAACGGGAGUGCGAAGUGAACCUCACGGAACUGGGCCUGUCGGCCGACGUCAAGGUGCACCGAAUAGAGGCCAAAAGGCCAAGUCUUAGACACAAGCUCUUCGGCCAAACAAUUGCGCAUGUCAAAUUAUUGGAGCUGCAGUGUGACAACGCUGAUAAGACGAAGCCAGCGAAUUCGAAAUUGUCCACAGUCCCUAAGUUGGUUGAAAAAAAGGACAAUGAACCAACAUCCUGACACGUGCCACACAUAGGCUCAACGCCGCGAGUGCAAGGACAAGGACAAGCCUAAAACGUCGUCCCAGAUUUUUAAUUUAUUAGGUUUAUUAUCAUCACGUCGUAAAGUAAAUAAAU
Molecule: messenger RNA, 1174 nt
Organism: Drosophila hydei
Lineage: Eukaryota; Metazoa; Arthropoda; Insecta; Diptera; Drosophilidae
Exons: 4
Coding region: 12-1058 (348 amino acids)
Source: RefSeq, a predicted model, not a curated record